Molecule: messenger RNA, 1728 nt
Organism: Leptonychotes weddellii (Weddell seal)
Lineage: Eukaryota; Metazoa; Chordata; Mammalia; Carnivora; Phocidae
Source: RefSeq, a predicted model, not a curated record
UGCAUUCAGAUGGUUAAUGAAUCCAGUGUUUUUGCAGUUGCAAGCUCGUGCAUUCACUGGGCAAAAGCUGGCUGCAGGUUGCAGUGGCACCUCACAGGACAGACAUUAAUUAUAUUUCCCACUUUUUUCAAUAAUGUUUGGCUACUCGGUUCAGCGAGGAAGAAUGCCUCCAACCCAACCCAAUCCAGGCCAGUACGCACUCACCAACGGGGACCCCCUCAACGGCCACUGCUACCUGUCCGGCUACAUCUCGCUGCUGCUGCGCGCGGAACCCUACCCCACGUCGCGCUACGGCAGCCAAUGCAUGCAGCCCAACAACAUCAUGGGCAUCGAGAACAUCUGCGAGCUGGCCGCGCGCCUGCUCUUCAGCGCCGUCGAGUGGGCCCGAAACAUCCCCUUCUUCCCGGAUCUGCAGAUCACCGACCAAGUGUCCCUGCUGCGCCUCACCUGGAGCGAGCUGUUCGUGCUCAACGCGGCCCAGUGCUCCAUGCCGCUGCACGUGGCGCCGCUGCUGGCCGCCGCGGGCCUGCACGCCUCGCCCAUGUCCGCCGACCGCGUCGUGGCCUUCAUGGACCACAUCCGCAUCUUCCAGGAGCAGGUGGAGAAGCUCAAGGCGCUGCACGUCGACUCGGCCGAGUACAGCUGCCUCAAAGCCAUCGUGCUGUUCACGUCAGAUGCGUGCGGCCUGUCGGAUGCCGCCCACAUCGAGAGCCUGCAGGAGAAGUCCCAGUGCGCACUGGAGGAGUAUGUGAGGAGCCAGUACCCUAACCAGCCCAGCCGCUUCGGCAAACUCCUACUGCGACUGCCCUCUCUGCGUACCGUGUCCUCCUCGGUCAUCGAGCAGCUCUUCUUCGUCCGUUUGGUAGGUAAAACCCCCAUCGAAACUCUCAUCCGGGAUAUGUUACUGUCUGGGAGCAGCUUCAACUGGCCUUACAUGUCCAUCCAGUGCUCCUAGACCUUGGGCGCUUCCUACCUGCCCCCAUCCCCCUAGAGACUCAGAGGACCGGCGGGGGCCAUGGACUCCAAAGCUGCGGGGACAUCAGGCGACUGUUGUGGGGUGCAGCCGGGCAGGGGGGAGGUGGGCCGGGCCGACAGGAGCAGCCCACCCUGCAGAAAUGCAACCCGAGCUGCAAACCAGGAGAAAAAGAGACUCUCUUUAGGAUCAGAUCUGUGAACAUGUUGGAAAGGAAAGAAAAAGGACCUUGUGUCUGGUGAGAAAAGGAAAAAAAAAAAAAUUGGAAGAGAGGACCAUGAGAAUUUUAAUAAAACAGAAGGAGACUAAUGGACCUUCCAGGAUUUAUUGUGGACGGAUGUGGAUAUAUUCUGUACAGAAAACAACACACAUGGAAGUGGACUGAAUUCUAUGUAGAAACACACACACACACACACACACACCCCAAACAUUGUUAUUCAUUUUGUAAAAUACUAGUCUUUAUUUUCAUUUUUUUGUAAAAUUUAAACAUCGUAUGCACAUAAAAAAGGAAACAAGAAUUAGGGGAAAAUAACAUUUUCCAAAUAAUUAUAAAAAAAUUGUCCUGUGUCUAUGUAUCUAUAUCUGUUUUGUAUUUUUUUCUGGUUCCAAACCAGAUUUCCUGUGAUUCUAUACUAAUAAUUUUUGAUAUAACCCUUUGCUUCUUAUAAUGAGUGCGAUAUAUGUUGUCGAGGCUGUUCUUCAAGAAUUAAAAUUGAAGUGAAAAUUUAAACAAAAAAUAAAAGAAUUUAGCAAAA